Messenger RNA from Magnolia sinica, 1685 nucleotides. RefSeq names its product beta-1,3-galactosyltransferase 7-like. The record is from RefSeq and is a predicted model, not a curated record. The transcript is spliced from 11 exons. Gene Ontology annotation, cellular component: Golgi membrane. Gene Ontology annotation, molecular function: beta-1,3-galactosyltransferase activity. Bases 196 to 1389 code for a protein of 397 amino acids. Lineage: Eukaryota; Viridiplantae; Streptophyta; Magnoliopsida; Magnoliales; Magnoliaceae.
UGACGGCGUUACGGGGAAGCAGGGUCAAGCGCUUGGCUUUCCGACAUAGUCGUCAACUUUGACGGCCCAACGCGGACGGAGAAAUCCCAUCCCGCUUCUCUCCCUUCUUCUUCUUCAAUUAUCUGAUCUCUCUCAGAAUACACGCAGAGAGGGAGAGGGAGAGAGAGAGAGAGAGAGAGAGAGAGAGAGAGAGAGAUGAAGGUUCGAUACAACGAGAAGAAGGUAUCUCCCCGAUGGAUUAUUAUUCUAUGCAUCUCAAGCUUUGUUCUUGGAAUGCUUUUCACGAACAGGUUUUGGCCUUCCUCCGAACCGAACGGUCAGGUGAUCGCCCGGCACCGGAAAGAGCAAGAGCUACAACUCGUGGCGGAGGAUUGUUCAACAAAACGGAAGCUUGGAGAAGAUAAAGAUAUAAUGGUAGAGGUUUCGAAGACCCAUGAAGCGAUUCAAAGUUUGGAUAAGACAAUUUCAACGCUUCAGAUGGAGCUGGCUGCCACUCGAAGUGCCCAGGAGAUGGCGAGCCUCGGCGGUUCUCCCCUCAUCUCGAGAAUUUCUCGAGACGGCUCGCCAAAGAAGAAGGCGUUUGUUGUGAUCGGGAUAAAUACUGCAUUUAGUAGCAGGAGGAGGAGGGACUCUUUAAGGGAGACAUGGUUGCCUCAAGGAGAGAAGCUCCAGCAAAUGGAGAAAGAGAAGGGAAUUGUUGUCCGGUUCAUGAUUGGCCACAGCGCUACAUCCAAUAGCAUUUUAGAUCGAGCUAUCGAUUCAGAAGAGGCUCAGCAUGGUGACUUUCUCCGAUUGGAGCAUGUCGAAGGGUAUCACGAACUGUCUGCCAAAACAAAGGCCUUUUUUGCCACUGCAGUUGCAAAAUGGGAUGCUGAGUUCUACGUCAAGGUGGAUGAUGAUGUCCAUGUCAACUUAGGUAUGCUAGCUGCAACGCUUGCCCAUCACAGAUCAAAGCCCAGAAUCUACAUAGGAUGCAUGAAGUCUGGACCAGUUCUUGCACAAAAAAAUGUGAAGUAUCAUGAACCUGAAUACUGGAAAUUCGGAGAGGAAGGGAACAAAUACUUCCGGCAUGCAACUGGGCAGAUUUAUGCCAUCUCAAAGGACUUGGCCACGUACAUUUCAAUCAAUCAGCCCAUAUUGCAUAAAUAUGCCAAUGAAGAUGUGUCACUGGGCUCUUGGUUUAUUGGACUCGAAGUUGAACACAUUGAUGAGCGCAACAUGUGCUGUGGGACUCCACCAGAUUGCGAGUGGAAAGCACAGGCAGGAAAUGUUUGUGUUGCAUCAUUCGAUUGGAGUUGCAGUGGGAUCUGCAAAUCAGUGGAGAAGAUCAAAUUUGUUCAUGAGAGGUGUGGUGAAGGAGAUGGAGCUGUUUGGAGUGCUUUGUUCUGAAUUAGGGUAAAUGGGCAGUGAAUGAUUGGUGGGAAGAUUUUAAUUUGAGGUGCGAUGAAGGGGACUGAUAUCUUGAGAAAGCACUGGCAAACAGCGGGGAGUUGAUGGGAAGCUCCAUGCAUGGAUCCAAUGGCAAAUGCAGUGCCUCAUCUUCUUCCCUGGAAGCCAUUUUUAAAAACACCAAUGAUACCCGAAUUCAUAUGAGAUGUGAAGUGGGUGUGUUGCUUGGACUGGUGUCAAUUGGGAAGGUGAAUGUUGUUGUCUUUUUUUUCUUUCCUUUUUUUUUUUUUUUUUUU